GUCCUACAAACUUCGCAGCCGAUUACCGUAUGCCUGGAUCAUUUGGUGAUUAGUUGAGUCCUCUUGUCACGUCGACAGAUGCUUAAGUUACCCCACUACCAGUUUCUGUGCCAUCUGUGCCAUCUGAGGCGGUGCUCAACGAGUCCUACAUCCCGGGAUACGGCAAACUCUGCCAUGUCGAUGUCUCUGGCCUUGUCGAAAUGACGCGCGCCGCUCUCCAGCUAUACUCAUCCACCGCACCCAGCGAGGUCCGUAUCUUUAAAACUGGAUCUUUCAACAAGGUGUUCUUCAUACAAUUCGGCACCAUCGCUGUCGUCGCACGCGUCCCUUUCGACGUGCCGGCAGCACGCGAUCCCAUCCGUCUUGGAUCGCAAAUCGCGACGUUGGACUUCCUCAGGAUUCACAAGCCGACUGUACCCAUACCCAGAGUUCUCGCUGCUGCGCCCGACAACCAGAAUCUGUCGCGCGCGCCGUUUAUCAUCUCCGAGUUCUGUAGAGGGACGCCUCUCACGAUUCAAGAGUGGUACGACGACAUGUCGAAUGCGAGCCGGGACAGGGCCAUCGACCUCCUCGCCGACGCGUGGGUGAAGAUCACUGCGCCAGUCUCUCUCAAUACGAUUGGAAGCAUCGUUCAGAAUGCGUCGAACCUUCCGCAUGGUAUGCGGCCCAGCAGAGACGACGCGCAGUCGUCCGGAUUCCGUGUCAUACCCAUGAUUCCGCAAUUCCCUGACGAAUGGACUGGAGUGCUUGACCCGUCCACGGAGAGGCACUCUGGUCCUAGGAGCAUUGCUGAACAUUGGUCCCCCCUGCUGGAAGCGCAGCGCCACCAAAUCGGCGUGACGUUCGCAGGCAAAGACCCAUCUUUCGUUGUAUGGGACGACCGAGUCACUAAGCACACAUUGGAGAAGCUCUGGCAAUGCUUUCAGGCCAUGCAGGAACUCACAUGCAUCGCUGCAUCCCUGGAUCCACUGGCACGUACACCGGCGAUGGCAUUAAUGCACUCUGACUACUCGUGUUGGAAGAACAUACUCUUCUCAGCGGACCGUAGGAGCAUAGAGGGCAUCGUCGAUUGGGACGAUGCCGUUGUCCUUCCUCGCGAUCUUACGGCCAUAUACCCCGACGAGAUGACGGAUCAGGCUGGCGAAUGGCGGUCGGAUCCGCCAGACGUAUUUUCUAUCCCACCGGGUACGCUAUACGAAGACGAGGGUUCGUGGGAGACGGCGAUUCAGGAAACACAGCAGAGGCGAACGUUCAGAGAGGCUGUGGGGAGGCGGGAUCCUCAGCUGGAGGCGCUAUACACGGAUCGACGGGCGAAGCUCCGGAGAAGAGUGCAUUAUCUUGUUCGUUAUGGGUGGUACACUUGGUUAUCGAACGACCACUGGGUAUUGAGCGAGGGUCUGGAGGAAGCGCGUACGCUAGCUAGAGGUAGAAAGUGAACAUAUCCCCUUAGCUUCACGAGCAUGUGCAUCUAUGAUAGACAUCUCUGUUCUUACGCACACCCUAUGAAGCUCGAGCUCUGGGCACUUACCUACCAAAUACUGUUUCCAAUCAUAAUUGCUGUCGUGCGAUUCCAGACAUAUCGAGGACCACAAAGCCAUAUGCGCCGUAAUGCAAUGACUCUGCGAUGCAUUCGACAUUGUGCAUGAUCAUGAGUUCUUUGCCGACUUCGAGAAUGUAUUUAUGGCCAUCCCGUUCACGUUCGCAAUUGCCGUCGCGUCCCUCCACGUUCGUGACAACCGAGGAGCUUGCCUGAGAUGAUCGAAGCUUGAUACUGGGACGCAGUAAC
Messenger RNA from Fomitopsis serialis, 1786 nucleotides. RefSeq lists its product as uncharacterized. Gene Ontology annotation, cellular component: mitochondrion. Lineage: Eukaryota; Fungi; Basidiomycota; Agaricomycetes; Polyporales; Fomitopsidaceae. The record is from RefSeq and is a predicted model, not a curated record. The transcript has a single exon. The coding region runs from base 201 to 1436 and encodes 411 amino acids.